This is a messenger RNA of Eucalyptus grandis, 1196 nucleotides long. RefSeq names its product protein NTM1-like 9. Gene Ontology annotation, biological process: regulation of DNA-templated transcription. The coding region runs from base 48 to 932 and encodes 294 amino acids. The record is from RefSeq and is a predicted model, not a curated record. Gene Ontology annotation, molecular function: DNA binding. The transcript is spliced from 5 exons. Lineage: Eukaryota; Viridiplantae; Streptophyta; Magnoliopsida; Myrtales; Myrtaceae.
CUUCGAAGAAGCUGCUACUUGUAAAAACGUCGUCGUCUUCGAAGAAAAUGACCUGUUUGGAGUCGAUGGUCUAUAGCAAAGUCCAGCCAAGAGAUUGGAUUAUGGAAGAACCGACGGAGACAUGGCCAAAGGGACUCAGAUUCAAGCCGACGGAGAGCGAAUUCGUCGACCAUCACUUGCGAAGAAAGCUGAAAGGAGAAAAGGAAACUAUCUGCGUAAUACCGGAGCUAAAUAUCUACAAGUGGGAGCCUCAGGAUCUCUUUGCCAGAUACAAUGCCCUGUCAAGGAUACCGUCGGAUGGACACGAGUGUUUCUUCUUCUGCCCCCGUGAUAACAAGAUCCCAAAUAGCCUUCGUUCGAGUAGGAAGACGGAGUUCGGAUUUUGGAAAGAUACGAGUAAGAAACGUGGUGUGCAAGCACCGGGCACCGGUGAGGAGAUAGGGUUCAAGAGGAUCUUGGUUUACUACGAAGGUCGACAAGGGGACGCCCGCAGAACCCACUUCAGCAUGCAUGAGUAUCACCUAAAAUCGAAUGUUUCGAAUAGUGAAAUUCCCAACCCGAGGGAAUUUGUCCUCUGUCACAUAACAAACAGGAAAUGUGAAAAAGCAGGAUCGGAGUCAGCAAUUAUGAGUACCAGGGCCAAUCUAACCAUUUCCAGUACUCUUAGUAAUUCCGAAUGUGAAGGAGCACAAGAUUUUAGCUUGCAGGCAUCUCCAGCAGUGACUGUUGAAUCCGAAAGUUCGAACCAUACUAUGUUGAAUCAUGGAUUACCGGACCACAGUGCGUAUGUUCCUCAGCAGCCUGACAUGCUCGGAAUGGAAAGCUCGUUGCGCAAUGAUAACUGGUUUGUUGACGGAGCUAGUGACAAACAUUUUGCGCUGUCGUGUCCUCCGAGCGAUGAUGUUAUCUUCCUCUCUGAUCUCUGGAGCUAAAACUAACAUGGACUGGCCCGCUUUCUUCGUACAUGUAUAGAACGGCAUCGCCACUUGUUGGCCUUAUUGCAAGUCAUACUAUGGGAAGAGAUUAUGGUGUAGAUAUUACUAUGGAUUGCUAGUGCUUUGCUACUAUAUAAGUGUUCCAGUGUUUUUUAUCAUGUUCUAGUGAAAAUUCUCAAUCGUGCAUAAGCUUUGUAUUAUUAACUUGGUCUCUCAGUUUGUGUAAUAUCUCGAUCUUUUAGACACUAAUAUUGGUACGGA